Messenger RNA from Knipowitschia caucasica, 1407 nucleotides. The record is from the annotation of a GenBank genome assembly. Lineage: Eukaryota; Metazoa; Chordata; Actinopteri; Gobiiformes; Gobiidae.
AUGGUAGUGGCAGUGCCCCUUCUGAACGUUAGAGAAAGCCAUGGUCUGCAUCUGAGGUCCAAACCAGGUCUGAGUCUGGACUUCACUGGAUCCAACACAUCACUCCAUGGUCAUAGGUCUGAGGAAAGGAGCCCAGAGGAGGAGAAAGAGGAGAAAGGAGCCACAGACGAAGAGCGAGGAGCCACAGAGGAAGAGCAAGGAGCCACAGAGGAAGAGAAAGGAGCCACAGAGGAAGAGAAAGGAGCCACAGAGGAAGAGAAAGGAGCCACAGAGGAAGAGCAAGGAGCCACAGAGGAAGAGAAAGGAGCCACAGAGGAAGAGCAAGGAGCCACAGAGGAAGAGAAAGGAGCCACAGAGGAAGAGAAAGGAGCCACAGAGGAAGAGAAAGGAGCCACAGAGGAAGAGAAAGGAGCCACAGAGGAAGAGAAAGGGCCACAGAGGAAGAGCAAGGAGCCACAGAGGAAGAGAAAGGAGCCACAGAGGAAGAGCAAGGAGCCACAGAGGAAGAGAAAGGAGCCACAGAGGAAGAGAAAGGAGCCACAGAGGAAGAGCGAGGAGCCACAGAGGAAGAGAAAUGAGCCACAGAGGAAGAGCAAGGAGCCACAGAGGAAGAGAAAGGAGCCACAGAGGAAGAGAAAGGAGCCACAGAGGAAGAGCGAGGAGCCACAGAGGAAGAGAAAGGAGCCACAGAGGAAGAGAAAGGAGCCACAGAGGAAGAGAAAGGAGCCACAGAGGAACCGCAAGGAGCCACAGAGGAAGAGAAAGGAGCCACAGAGGAAGCGCAAGGAGCCACAGAGGAAGAGAAAGGAGCCACAGAGGAAGAGCAAGGAGCCACAGAGGAAGAGAAAGGAGCCACAGAGGAAGAGAAAGGAGCCACAGAGGAAGAGAAAGGAGCCACAGAGGAAGAGAAAGGAGCCACAGAGGAAGAGAAAGGAGCCACAGAGGAAGAGAAAGGAGCCACAGAGGAAGAGAAAGGAGCCACAGAGGAAGAGAAAGGUGCCACAGAGGAAGAGAAAGGAGCCACAGAGGAAGAGAAAGGAGCCACAGAGGAAGAGCGAGGAGCCACAGAGGAAGAGAAAGGAGCCACAGAGGAAGAGCAAGGAGCCACAGAGGAGAAAUAUGGACAAUAAUAGAUCCAGAGAAGGGUCUGGGUCAACAGCGGCAGCUUUUACCUGUUCCCAGGAUCAACGCCGAGGCCAGAGUGAGGAGAGCGCAGGUCAUGGUGCAGGACACAGAGUGUGUUGUCCUCAGAGUGAGGCCAUCGGCUCAGCCUCCGUGACGUCCUGUGGAGACAAUCGCCCGUUAGCUUUAGCUUUAGCGUUAGCGGGAAGCAGCUCGAACAAAAGCUGCUUUGAGAGUCGUCCCACUCCUCGUCUGCAGCUCCUCAGUGGGAGAAGACUCAAAUAG